ACCCCCGUAAUGUAAAAUUCGUUGUUUACGCUUUCAAACGAUUAAUUUAAAAUAGAACGCAUUUUGACAGCACUGAUGAAAUCAUCUGGUCUUACUGUUUGACCUUAUAAAUGGGCCUUACAUGACCUGUUAAAUGGGCUAUGUGUCUGACAAACCAAGAGAGUAAUCCCCCGCUCUAUUCAAUUUCAAAGAGAUCACACAAUUGAUAGUAACAGCCUGUGUUUACAUAAAGUUGUAGAUAAAAUAUCUGUGUGUAAAAGAAUUCUUAAACAAACAAAAACACAUUUAAUAUUUCUAUUAAAUUACAAAAAUAACUUGAAUUGCAUCCGGAUAAUAUUAAAGCAUUUGAAAAUCUUUAAGUGUAAACAAAGAAACCCAGCGAAGAAGAAAUGCAUAAAUUUGAUGAAAAUGCACCGCUCAAAAUCAGCAGCAGUGGUGGAUGUGCUGGUGCCAAUAAAUCCAAUUCAGCAAAUGGAAAACCAAAUCCUAACCAUCCAACAUAUUGAACUGUACCGAAAAUUUUCCAUGAACCCUAAGGCAAAACCUACGCAAAAACGUCACAAGAACUGCUGGAUAAUGAGGAAUUGAAUACGUUGUGGUCGAUAUUGGAAAAAUAUUGUGCACAAGUGACACCAAUGGGUCAGCAAUUGAUUAGUUACAACGACUACUUGAAAGUUGUGCAAGCUGCCACUGCCAAUGUCGCCUGUUUGCCAAAGUGCAAUGCCAUUCCGGUUACCCCCUAUUCAGUUCAGAGUUUCUAAGUUUGUACGGUGGUAUAGUCUUUUGAUGAAUGUCGUACCUUUGAUGGUGAAUACCUUCCUAGAUUUCGUUCUGUGUUUGCAUAAUCGUCAUGAACUACAAUCGUUACAUUAUUUGUUUCGCAUAUUAGAUGUCCAGCACAAUGGCUAUUUGACUGUCCAAACAUUACAUUAUUUCUUUAGUGGUAUUCUUGAACAAAUUCGGGCAUGUAAUGCUGUGGCGGUCAAUUUUGAAGAUUUAAAAUAUGAAAUAUUUGAUAUGGCAAAUCAAAGGAUCCGUAUAAAAUUACGCUGCAAGAUUUACUGAAUUGUAUGUUUUCAUUAGUGUCAUAUAAUUAUGGCGAGUUUUGUGUCGUAGACACAAAAAAAACCAAACCAUUUGACGGGGACGGAUAUAUUUUUAAAUACAAAGGCGGAUCCUAUCUGGGAACGAUAAUAGCAAAAAGCGACAACAAGGAAGAACUUUCUAAUUUAAAGAAUAUAAAAGAAGACGAAGCCAAAAGGCAAGAAACACAGCCAAAACAAAAGAAUACUUAUUCAUCACAAGCGAUGGAAACUGUAAGGGAUUCUAUACAAAAUAUGUCAUCGUCCAUAAAUAAUGAAAUGUUACAAAGCCUAAAAACUUUUAGCUUGGUUGCUUACGACACUGAUGAUUAUUUUGUUAUUAACUCAAAAACUAUAACACAACUCCAAGGCAGUGAUUGUGUUGUGAAAUAUAGAGGUGGUUUUUAUUCUGCAAAACUAAUUGCAUCUUAUGAUGACAAAAAGAAACUUCUGGAAUUAAAGCGAAUGAAAAGAAGACAAAGUCACUCAAAACAUGUAGACCAAAAGCCUACAUAUGAAGUAAAUAAAUGUAUACCAAAUUCUACAACAAAUGUCCAGAAGAGUUCAGAACCAGAAAUUAUAAAUGACAAUUCAAUGGAACUACAAAAUAAAAACCAUCACGAAACAUCGGGAGAAGAUUCAAAUUAUUCAUCAUAUCAUCCCCUUUCGGACGGACAAUACGCAAGAGGUGGAGCAGUGCUGAAAUUGAUUCCGUUAAAGGAACAUUUGGAGAUAUUUUGGCCUUGGAGAAGUUGCCUUCCAUAAAGCAAUGUGCAGCAGCUAUAGAAAAAAAUAUCUGCCUAUGUAAAAGAACACCGGCUCAAUUAAAAACAUGGAUAGACAACCAGCGAAAAAAAGUUGCCGUUCGAGGAAAUUAAACAAUUUGAUUUCCCCACUUUCAACACACAGUCACCGCCACAACAUUCCACGGACCCAGUGUUUUCUUACUUUUUUUAGUGAUAUAAGCUUUUCAUGCAUAUGAAAUACUCUUGCCCAUGUAUGGGAUAUGUUCACACACACGCACACACAAUUACAAUAAUUUUAUUUCAAAAUAUUUUUAUCAUGUUUUAUUAAUUCUAUGAAUGCUGUAAAAUUUUUAUUGACGAUUAAUUUAAAUUUAAAGCCUAUUCUUUAAUAAGUAUUGAAAACGUGUUUUUUUAUGAAUAAAAAUAUUCAUUAUUAAUUUA
Molecule: messenger RNA, 2269 nt
Organism: Musca domestica (house fly)
Lineage: Eukaryota; Metazoa; Arthropoda; Insecta; Diptera; Muscidae
Exons: 7
Coding region: 1071-1847 (258 amino acids)
Source: RefSeq, a predicted model, not a curated record